Messenger RNA from Microthlaspi erraticum, 1635 nucleotides. NCBI's taxonomy places the organism in Eukaryota, Viridiplantae, Streptophyta, Magnoliopsida, Brassicales, Brassicaceae. The record is from the annotation of a GenBank genome assembly.
AUGGCAAUCACCGAAACCAACGCUGAUGAGCUAAGAAGUACUAUUGAAGGUUCCAUGGACUACCGGGGAAACCCAUCGGUUAGGCUCUCCUCCGGUGGAUGGAAAUCGGCGAGGCUCAUCAUUUGUGUAGAAAUGGCGGAGAGUUUCGCGUUUUUCGGGAUAUCGUCGAACCUCAUAACGUACCUGACCGGCCCAUUGGGACAGUCAACGGCUGUAGCUGCGGCUAAUGUGAACGCAUGGACUGGAACAGUGUCGCUUCUGCCGCUUUUCUGGGCGUUUGUAGUGGUUGCGCUUCUUGGUCGUUUCCGUACUAUCAUCAUCUCAUCUUCUCUUUAUAUCUUGGGACUAGGGUUGUUGUCCUUAUCAGUCAUGAUUCCUUCUCUCUGCGAAGCUCCGAAUCAACUCGCCUCAUGUGCUUCUCAGCUCCAAGUAACACUCUUUUUCUGCGCUCUGUAUCUUGUAGCACUAGGACAUGGUGGUUACAAACCUUGUAUUAAUAUAUUUGGAGGUGAUCAAUUCGAUGAAAAUGACACAGAAGAGGAAAAAGCCAGGAGUUCCUUCUUCAACUGGUUGAUGUUUGGAAACUCUGUUAGCGUAGUGAUGACUGGUCUGGUCUCUAACUACAUCCAAGAGAACGUAAGUUGGUCACUAGGGUUUGGUAUUCCAAGUGUUUUCAUGCUACUUGCUCUGUUUCUCUUCCUCCUUGGAACUUCCUCUUACCGCUUUAGUAUUCAAAGAGAGCAAAAGAAAACCGCUAUUGCGAGAGUCAGUCGUGUUUUCUUGGAGGCAAUAAAGAACAGAAAAAAUAACGAUUCAGACGAGACCAGAGUUCUCUUGGAUCACCAGAGUUCCAAGCAAUUAAAAUUCUUGGAUAGAGCAGCGAUUUCAUGUGAUAUUGUCGAAAUAGAAGAAGCAAAAGCAGUACUUGGGCUUGUUCCCAUAUGGAUGACUUCCUUAGUCUACGCCAUUGUAUCCGCACAGUCCACUACUUUCUUCACAAAGCAAGGAGACAAAAUGGACAGGUUAAUCUCACCAGGACUCUUAGUCCCAGCAGCUUCACUCCAAAUCUUUAUAAGUCUAACAAAGGUUGUAUUCAUCCCCAUCUACGACGGUCUAGUUGUUCCAAUCGCAAGAUCUUUCACUCAAUGCCCUUCAGGAAUCACAAUGCUUCAAAGGAUUGGCACAGGGAUUUCCAUCUCCAUUCUUGCUAUGGUAGUAGCCGCCUUGGUCGAGACCAAAAGGCUACAAACUGACCUCACCACACCAUUGAGCGUGUGGUGGUUGGUUCCGCAAUACGUUAUCUAUGGAGUCGCGGACGUGUUCACAUUGGUGGGUUUGCAAGAGUUAUUCUACGACCAAGUCCCUAAUGAGAUUAGGAGCAUUGGUAUGGCUCUGAAACUAAGCAUUUUUGGGGUCGGCUACUUUCUAAGCAGCUUCAUGAUAUGGGUCAUUGAUAAGCUCACAAGCUACUCUGGUCAAACCAGCUGGUUCGAGUUCGAUAAUGACCUGAACCGAGCUCAUCUAGAUUACUUCUACUGGCUAUUGGUUUGCCUUAGCUCCAUUGCUUUAGCAUCCUACUUGUGGCUCGCCAAGUCAUAUGUCUACAACAACCAAAACACAAGGGAGGACCUAUGA